Molecule: messenger RNA, 1368 nt
Organism: Hemicordylus capensis (graceful crag lizard)
Lineage: Eukaryota; Metazoa; Chordata; Lepidosauria; Squamata; Cordylidae
Product: olfactory receptor 52P1-like
Exons: 3
Coding region: 220-1215 (331 amino acids)
Biological process (GO): G protein-coupled receptor signaling pathway
Cellular component (GO): membrane
Molecular function (GO): olfactory receptor activity; G protein-coupled receptor activity
Source: RefSeq, a predicted model, not a curated record
GCAGACGGGCCUCCCACUUCCAGGCGUGCCCAGCCAGCAGCUCCUUGUCGAGGCCUUGCAAGACCCACAAAGGGCUUACGGCGCACCUGCGGCUGGCAUGAACCUCCAGGAAGUGGGCGAGCCAACAGGUGAGCGUUAUGGCAUUGCUUCUUGUCCUGAACUUCACUUCUACUGCUUGGAAGAAGAAGAAAACAAAACAAGUGAAAUAAAAUAAACGAAAUGUCUCUUCUGGGCACAAGGACAAAGGAUCACUCCGAAAUUUGGGAUGCUUCCAACAUCAGCAACCACAUUGCUUCCUCCUCCUUCUUUCUCCUGGGGCUGCCCGGACUGGAGAAGAUACAGGUCUGGCUCUCCAUCCCCUUCUGCUUCAUCUAUGCCACAGCACUCUUGGGCAACGCCACCCUCCUGUGGGUCAUCUGGACAGAGCCCAGCCUGCACAAGCCCAUGUACCUCUUCCUCUCCAUGCUGGCCUUAACUGACAUGGCCUUGCCCACUUGCAUCCUUCCCAAGAUGCUGGCCAUCUUCUGGGUGGGUUCCCAAGGGAUCACUUUUGCUGCCUGCCUGGUGCAGAUGUUCAUGAUCCAUGCCCUCUGUGCAGUAGAGUCUGGGACGCUGACGGCCAUGGCCUACGACCGAUACGUGGCCGUCUGCUUCCCACUCAGCUACAGCUCACUGCUGACUGCAAACACCGUGAUCAAGCUGGGAGCUAUUAUUGCUGCCCGGGCCCUUGUCAUAGUCCUCCCUUUCCCUUUCCUGGUGAAGAGGCUGCCAUUUUGCCACUCUCACCUCAUCUCCCACUCCUACUGUGAGCACAUGGCAGUGGUCAAACUGGCCUGUGGGGACACCACACCCAACAACCUCUAUGGGCUGAUUCUAUCCCUUGUCAUAGUUGGUGCUGACCUGAGCUUCAUCUUCAUCUCCUACGGGCUGAUCCUCCAUGCUGUAUUUCGGCUACCCUCUCUGGAGGCACGGCACAAGGCCCUGGGCACCUGCGGGGCCCAUGUGGGGGUCAUUGUCAUUCUUUACACACCUGGCCUGUUCUCCUUCCUCACCCACCGCUUUGGACACAGUGUGCCCCACCACGUCCACAUCUUCCUGGCCAACAUCUAUUUGAUGGUCCCAGCUAUGCUCAACCCCAUUGUCUAUGGGGCCAAGACCAAGCAGAUCCGUGGCAGGGUGCUGAGGGCCCUGCGUCUUGGAAAGAGCUUCUCCUAGGCCCCUACGUGGGAAAUGCAGGCACGUGGCCCUCAUGAACGUCCCCCUCUACUUUCAUCUUUGCCUGACGUUCUUCUGAGUGUUAUGAGGGGCAUUGCUGGUGGCCACAAGGCCAAUCUUUGUGGCGCCGUCUCAACCCCCCCCCCCAAAGAG